UUAUAUAUAUAUAAAGAAAGAGCCCUGUCCCUGUGGUCGAAUGAUUUUGGGCUCUUUCCUUAAAUAUAUCUGGGUCCAGGCCUCCAGGGAGAUUUGGCAUUGGCUGCAGUUAACACCGUAGUUGCUGACAAGGCAGUUCCUGAUUCGACGAAACCACGUCACCCAAUUGCCUCAUAACGAAUUCCGAGUAAGAAACCAACAAGCAGACUCGCAGAAGCUACUUUGAGGGUGUUUGGCGUAGCUUGAUUCAGGAGCCAAAAUCGAUACAGCAGAGGAAGGAAAAUGACGCUGCUCGGUUCGGUUUUCCCUGUUAGAAUUCGCGCCGCUGCAGUCGCAGUUUUCGCCUUCGUUUUUAUCUUCCUCUCCGUCUUCGUCUCCUCCGCUAACAACGGUUCUCAGGCGAAAUGCAGCAGAAAGUGCGUUGCAGAGAACUGUAACUCGGUUGGGAUUAGAUACGGAAAGUACUGCGGAGUAGGGUGGACUGGCUGUCCUGGGGAGAAACCAUGUGAUGAUCUGGACGCCUGUUGCAAGAUUCACGACGAGUGCGUUGAAAAGAAAGGUUUAAUGAGUGUCAAGUGCCAUGAAAAGUUCAAGAGCUGCAUAAAAAAAGUGAAGAAAUCUGGAAAAGUUGGUUUUUCUCGGGAUUGCCCUUAUGAGACAGCUGUACCUACUAUGGUACAGGGCAUGGAUAUGGCAAUUAUGUUGAGCCAGCUAGGGAGCCCAAAGGUUGAACUCUGAUUUCUGUGUGAAGUGCAUUACCUGUGCUAUCUACUCAUGUUUUAACUCAACAAAAUGCAUUCUUUGAGAAAUUACGGACAAUGGUUUUUUGUUAGUAUACAUUAGUUUUGAAUAUUGAAAAUAUACCUUAAUUUUUUUCAA
Manihot esculenta (cassava) is the source of this 879-nucleotide messenger RNA. RefSeq names its product probable phospholipase A2 homolog 1. NCBI's taxonomy places the organism in Eukaryota, Viridiplantae, Streptophyta, Magnoliopsida, Malpighiales, Euphorbiaceae. The transcript is spliced from 4 exons. Gene Ontology annotation, biological process: pollen tube growth; pollen germination; pollen development. Gene Ontology annotation, molecular function: calcium ion binding; A2-type glycerophospholipase activity. The coding region runs from base 283 to 738 and encodes 151 amino acids. The record is from RefSeq and is a predicted model, not a curated record.